Pseudophryne corroboree (corroboree frog) is the source of this 3366-nucleotide messenger RNA. RefSeq names its product oocyte zinc finger protein XlCOF22-like. NCBI's taxonomy places the organism in Eukaryota, Metazoa, Chordata, Amphibia, Anura, Myobatrachidae. The record is from RefSeq and is a predicted model, not a curated record. The coding region runs from base 256 to 2010 and encodes 584 amino acids. The transcript has 3 exons.
CCCAGUAACAGAGAUACCCCAGAGAGAUGUCCCCGUCCUCUGUAUUCCCAGGAUUGUACAGAGGAGUAUCACAGGACCCCACAGGAGGAUCAGGUAGAACGUCUUUCUUGUAUAAAGGCAGAAGAUAUAAGGAGAGAAGAAGAGACAUAUGUGACUGAUAUAAAGGCAGAAGAUAUAGAGGAAGAAGAAGAGACAUAUGUGACUGAUAUAAAGGCAAAAGAUAUAGAGGGAGAAGAAGAGACAUAUGCGACUGAUAUGAAGACAGAAGAUAUAGAGGGAGAAGAAGAGACGUAUGUGACUGAUAUAAAGGAAGAAGAUAUAGAGGGAGAAGAAGAGAAGUAUGUGACUGAUAUAAAGGCAAAAGAUACAGAGGAAGAAGAAGAGACGUAUGUGACUGAUAUAAAGGCAGAAGAUACAGAGGGAGAAGAAGAGACGUAUGCGACUGAUAUGAUGACAGAAGAUACAGAGGGAGAAGAAGAAACGUAUGUGAGGGGUGAUCAGCAGUGUAAGGAGGAGGAGAUCCCUACAGAUAUCAGCACAGGAGAUGGACACACAAGCAGGAAUAUCUCAGAAGGACAUCUAAUGUUAUCCCCGGAUUGUGACAUAAAAGAUAAUGACAGUAGACAGGAUUCUCCAGGAGAUAACCCCAUUACCCCAAUUAUACAUCCAGCUCUAUCAGCUGAUCCCUCUGAUCCUGGGAAAUGUUCUCCUGAUCACUCUGAUAUUGGUGCAUCUGUUACAGCUCUGAGAGUAGAUUCAGUGUUUCCUUGUUCUAUAGAUGCACCAUGUUUUACACAGAACACAAACCGUAUUACUCAUCAGCCAGCUAAGGCAGGUGAGAGGCCAUUUCCAUGUUCUGAGUGUGGGAAAUGUUUUACAUAUAAAUCAUAUCUUGUUAGACAUGAGAGAAGUCACACAGGUGAGAAGCCGUAUUCCUGUUCUGAGUGUGGGAAAUGUUUCGCAUAUAAAUCAGAUCUUGUUACACAUCAGAGAAGUCACACAGGUGAGAAGCCGUAUUCCUGUUCUGAGUGUGGGAAAUGUUUUACAUAUAAAUCAUAUCUUGUUAGACAUGAGAGAAGUCACACAGGUGAGAAGCCGUAUUCCUGUUCUGAGUGUGGGAAAUGUUUCGCAUAUAAAUCAGCUUUUAUUACACAUCAGAGAAGUCACACAGGUGAGAAGCCGUAUUCCUGUUCUGAGUGUGGGAAAUGUUUUGCACAGACAUCAGCUCUUGUUACACAUCAGAGAAGUCACACAGGUGAGAAGCCGUAUUCCUGUUCUGAGUGUGGGAAAUGUUUCGCAUAUAAAUCAGAUCUUGUUACACAUCAGAGAAGUCACACAGGUGAGAAGCCGUAUUCCUGUUCUGAGUGUGGGGAAUGUUUUGCACAGACAUCAGCUCUUGUUACACAUCAGAGAAGUCACACAGGUGAGAAGCCAUAUUCCUGUUCUGAGUGUGGGAAAUGUUUUUCAUUGAAAUCACAUCUUGUUAGUCAUCAGAGAAGUCACACAGGGGAGAAGCCAUAUUCCUGUUCUGAGUGUAGGAAAUGUUUUGCACGGAAACCAGCUCUUGUUAUACAUCAGAGAAGUCACACAGGUGAGAAGCCGUAUUCCUGUUCUGAGUGUGGGAAAUGUUUUGCACACAAAUUACAUUUUGUUAUACAUCAGAGAAGUCACAGUGAGAUGCCGUAUUCCUGUUCUGAGUGUGGGAAAUGUUAUUCAUCGAAACCAGAUCUUGUUAUACAUCAGAGAAGUCACACAGGUGAGAAGCCAUAUUCCUGUUCUGAGUGUGGGAAAUGUUUUGCAUGGAAAUCAGCUCUUGUUACACAUCAGAGAAGUCACACAGGUGAGAAGCCGUAUUCCUGUUCUGAGUGUGGGAAAUGUUUUGCACACAAAUCACAUUUUGUUAUACAUCAGAGAAGUCACACAGGUGAGAAGCCAUUUUCCUGUUCUGAGUGUGGGAAAUGUUUUUCAUCGACAUCAGUUCUUGUUAAACAUCAGCGAUUUCACAGAUGAGAAGCCAUUUUCAUGCUGUGAGAGAAAUAAAUCUGCUCUUGUUGAACAUAUUAGACAUUACCCAAGUACGGAACCAUUUACAUCUUCUGGAGUAUAAUUAUCACUGCCGUCCAAUGUUCCUCAAGGGUGAAUCCGAUCUCUUAUGCUUUAUAAAAUAUACAUGCUACCACUGGGUGAUAUAAUCAGACAUCAUGGCCUGGUCUACCACUGGUAUGCAGAUGACCUGCUUUUUGCUCCAUGUACUGAGAACCUAAUAUCAAUCCUAAAUGGUUGUCUAGCUGAGCGCCAGGGGUGGAUGAUACCAGUUGGCUGUGACUCAGUCUUUGUGAAACAUAAUAGAAGCUCCCGAACAAAGGACAAGACUACAGCUUUACCAACCAUCUGGAUUUAUGCUUUGGUGUUCAGAAUUGCAAAAUACUAAACAUGUGCUGAAUCUUUGUGUUGUCCUGGUAUGUGGCUGACACAGACAUCAGGUAUCUGCCACAUACUAAUCCUCAUUCUUCCAUCUGUGGACCAUAGCCAGAAUCAAGCACUUGAUUCCCUCAGAAGUUCAUAGACUACUGCAAUGCCAUCUACCUGGGUCUACCAGCAAAAGAAUUACAGAGCUUGCAGCUAGUACAGAAUGCAGCAGCCAGGCUGUUACGUAACCAGCCCGUUCCUGCCACAUAACACCCAUUCUCUACUCCCUUCACCGGCUGCCUGUAAGAUGACAAAUCUAUUUCAUAAUUGGCUAACUGACCUUCCCAGCCCAACAUUACAUGGUCCAAGGAACUAGAAGCAGCUUCUGCCUCCUUACUGCCCUGCUUGCUUGCUUCUACAGAUGGACUGUUACCAGCAGUACCAAGAAUCUCCUGUCAUUCAUUUAUGGGUUGAACGUUUAGCUUUGACCAUGGAACUCACUGCCUUGCACAGUCCAAGAGGCCUCCACUCUAGAGACCUUCACAAGCAGACUGAUGACUGUUACUCACGCUUUUCAUUAAUGUACCUCUAUUUACUUCCUAAAUAAUACAUCCCAAAUGCUUAGGUCUUUUUUCUGCUGUUUAUUUUGUAUCUUGUGCUUUGUGUAAAUGUGAAUGUCUAAUACCAGUUUCCACAAUCUGUAUUGCUGCACGACAAUAUGGCGGCCAUUGGAACGUGUUUUCACUUCUUCUAGUUUGCCUAACUUGUUGCAGACACUCAUCUUGAUCAGGAGUGUCGAGUGUUUUCUUAUACAAGAUCCUGUCCAUAUAUACCCUGUACAUUAUCAUGUGCAUUAGAGUCACCCGGGUUCCAUCUGCGGUGGUUUGUUGUAUGUUACAUCUAUAUGGUGCGGAUACUCCCCUGUAUUUCAUAAUAAAAGCUUUUGUUUGCAUCUAA